GAUUCGGAAAAAAAAGCUCAAAACCAAAUUAAAAACGAAGAGUUGCCCGAAAUUGACCCUAGCUGGUGGAAGAAGACAGCCUCUACGCUUUCCCACACAGCUUCUGCAAUUAUAUAUAGUGCACUUCUACCUACCCAUUCGUCUUCUUCAAAUCCCAGAUCUUUGAUCUAUCCUGGGUCGAGCUAAUUUGUUGGAACAAUCGCAGUUUCGGUUUGUUCAGAAUUAUACUCACCAGGGAGAAGAAAUGGCUACCUUAUCAAGAAUUGGACUUGCUGGUCUUGCUGUCAUGGGCCAAAACCUUGCCCUCAACAUUGCCGAGAAAGGAUUCCCUAUUUCUGUAUACAAUCGAACGACCUCAAAAGUAGAUGAGACGGUUGAACGAGCCAAACAGGAAGGAAACCUUCCUUUAUAUGGAUUCCACGAUCCUGAAUCCUUUGUUCGUUCACUCCAAAAACCUCGUGUCAUAAUUAUGCUCGUGAAGGCUGGUGCUCCAGUUGACCAGACUAUCAAGACUCUAUCCGUUUUCAUGGAGAAAGGAGAUUGUAUUAUUGAUGGUGGUAAUGAAUGGUAUGAAAAUACAGAGAGGAGACAAGAGGCCAUGGCUGGACUAGGUCUCCUUUAUCUUGGAAUGGGAGUUUCAGGUGGUGAGGAGGGUGCUCGACAUGGGCCCUCUUUGAUGCCUGGAGGUUCCUUUGAGGCCUACAAGUACAUAGAAGACAUCCUUCUCAAGGUGGCUGCCCAAGUUCCUGAUAGUGGCCCUUGUGUUACCUAUAUUGGCAAAGGAGGAUCUGGUAAUUUUGUUAAGAUGAUUCACAAUGGGAUUGAAUAUGGUGAUAUGCAACUGAUUGCAGAGGCCUAUGAUGUUCUGAAAUCAGUUGGGAAACUCUCUAAUGAGGAAUUACGCAUUGUGUUUUCAGAAUGGAACAAAGGGGAGCUCCUGAGCUUCUUGAUUGAGAUCACUGCAGACAUAUUUGGAAUUAAGGAUGAUAAGGGAGAUGGGUAUUUGGUGGAUAAGGUUUUGGAUAAAACUGGCAUGAAGGGUACAGGUAAAUGGACAGUUCAGCAAGCUGCUGAUCUCUCAGUUGCAGCGCCAACUAUUGCGUCAUCUUUGGAUGCAAGAUUCCUUAGUGGAUUGAAAGAGGAAAGGGUUGAAGCUGCCAAGGUUUUCAAAUCAGGUGGCUUUGGUGACAUACUAACAGACCAAGCUGUGGACAAGGUGAAAUUGAUUGAUGAUGUGAGGCAAGCACUUUAUGCGUCCAAAAUAUGUAGUUAUGCCCAGGGAAUGAAUCUGAUCCGUGCAAAGAGCAUUGAGAAGGGAUGGGACUUGAAACUUGGGGAACUGGCUAGGAUUUGGAAGGGUGGUUGCAUUAUUCGUGCCGUAUUUUUGGACCGUAUCAAGAGGGCUUAUGAUAGGGACUCAGAUCUUGCUAACCUUCUUGUAGACCCAGAGUUUGCGAAGGAGAUGAUUGAGCGACAGUCUGCUUGGCGAAGAGUUGUAUGCCUUGCUAUAAACUCGGGUAUUAGCACCCCGGGAAUGUCUUCAAGUCUUGCUUAUUUUGACACAUACAGGAGGGACAGGCUGCCUGCUAAUCUGGUCCAAGCUCAAAGAGAUUAUUUUGGAGCUCAUACUUAUGAAAGGACUGAUAUACCAGGGUCAUUCCAUACGGAGUGGUUCAAGAUUGCUAAACAGUCAAAGAUCUGAUCUGAGGCCUCUGUUGAUGGUCUUUCACAUAACGGAACAAUUCUCGUAGAGCCUAAUAAUUUUAUUCUGGAGCUGAAAAUGGGACAGUUUAUUCCAUCACCUUGUUCUGAAAUCUUCUUUGAGAUCAGUGUUGUCAAACAUGUUUUAUGCGGAUGUCAUUUUGUAGUGUGUAGUUGUUGGGGUUUUAUCAGAAUGCUCUGCUUGCUUCAUUAUUCUUGUUUUAAGGUUCUAAUCCUUGUGAUACUUGCAACUUUUAGAGAAUAAGAAUAUGCAUCUAUCCUGCAGCUCUACAAAGAUUACUAUUAUAUGUAGCAAAUGUUGAACAAUGUGUUCCCAUUCAGUCUGUCUGUACUUUUAAUGUUGUAAUAGUCAUCAAUAAUGGCAAUUCUGGACUCCCUAUUUAUCGUGCA
Molecule: messenger RNA, 2112 nt
Organism: Malania oleifera
Lineage: Eukaryota; Viridiplantae; Streptophyta; Magnoliopsida; Santalales; Ximeniaceae
Product: 6-phosphogluconate dehydrogenase, decarboxylating 2
Exons: 2
Coding region: 245-1702 (485 amino acids)
Biological process (GO): pentose-phosphate shunt, oxidative branch; pentose-phosphate shunt
Cellular component (GO): cytosol
Molecular function (GO): phosphogluconate dehydrogenase (decarboxylating) activity; NADP binding
Source: RefSeq, a predicted model, not a curated record